GCAAACGAUUAAAUUCGACGAAUAUGGCAAACAAAAUUCAGGAGUAUAAAAAAUGAUUCAUGGUCUUGCAAGACGCAGAACUGAUUGUGUGGGAACAGUGCGUGUAAACCGAAAAGGAAUACCAAACCAGAUAAAAACAAAAAAAAAAAUAGGAAAAGGAGAAUGUGUAGCUAUGUUCAGAAGAAAACAAAUGGUACUGAAAUGGAAGGAUAAAAAAGAUGUAGCAAUGAUCAGUACGAUACAUGACAACAAAAUGGUAGACAUUGAAAACCGAAAGAAAAUACUAAAAAAGCAGAAGUUGUUCUUGCUUACAAUAGGGAGCUUACAAUAG
Molecule: messenger RNA, 331 nt
Organism: Acanthoscelides obtectus
Lineage: Eukaryota; Metazoa; Arthropoda; Insecta; Coleoptera; Chrysomelidae
Source: the annotation of a GenBank genome assembly